GUUAUCGAUUGUCAUCGGGUAUUGUCGACGGCCCGUGCGAAUCGCAUUGCGCAAUCCGUAAGUGUUCGGAGAAUAUUUAUUGAUUCGUUUGGACGUGUCUGGUCGACGUGCGGAUUCCCAGGCUGUCGGCGUACUCGAAAACGGUAUUGAUAACAACCGCCGCGUUAUCGAACCGACGAGACCUCAACCGAGCGGUUCCCGGGUGAUACGCGAUCGUAUACGUGAAAAGUGGUCAGUCGUGCGCAUUCGUCAAACACCGAUUCAUGUUCAACCUCGCUAGUUUGCAGUAAUUUCUUCAGUACUCCGCUGUACCACUACCGAGACCUAUUCCGUCCUAAGUCGUUUCACUACAAACCGUUUUGUGUCGCUUUUGUCAUUUGUACAUCGCAGUCGUACGUUUAACGGUUUACCGGAUCGUGGUGUUUUCGUUGCUUCAAGUAAACCGCACAUUUGGUCAUGACCGAAAUAGUAGCUCCUACUAAUCUUCAACCUGAAAACGGUUACCGCGGAAUGACUUUUGCCAUCACCAAAGAUCUAGUUACGGGAGAAUGUCUCCAUUAUCCUAUGAACUCGAUCGUAGUGUUGAACAAAGAAGAUGGUGACGAUGUCGUGUUCUUGGUGAACUGUGCGCUUCGCAGUACUAAUCGCGUCAAGUACAAGUUGAAGAAUAUUGAUGGCUUUUACGGUGAAUUGUUGCUCAAUGGAUUUUUGGCGAUACGUUUUACGGAGCCUAGACACAUGAUUGUCAUGCAUACAUCAUGUUUAAGGCAACGUGUCCUGUUCCUUGAAUGGUUUCUUCAUCCCUUCUUAACAUGCAUGUACCUCAUCUAUGACUCUCUCAAGAUGGAUGAUGCAUUCGACCCAAAUUUGGCUGAAUUUACAAGCAUUUCACGUUUCAACAGGAACAAUAUGAAUAUUGGAUGUUUGAGUACUGUCAUUUUGGAAGGUGUUGAUUUGUCAUCUGUGCCUGCAGACUUUGGUCAUACCCCUGUUUCUUACAUAAGUCUUUCGGGUAGUAAUCUGGGAUUGUCUAAUUAUGAACCUGAAACAUUUUGGGAUUGGAUGACAAAACCUACAAUAUGUAAAACCUUAGAGGUUUUAGAAAUGAACUCUAAUAAUUUGGAGAAGUUGCCGUUUGAAAUCAUUUUUUUGAAAAAUCUAACUGUUCUAUCUGUGUCCGAUAAUAAACUGACAUGUAUUCCACGAUUUACUGGUGAACUCAAGAAACUGCGUUGCUUGUUUUUCAAUAACAACAAAGUACCAUUUUUACCGGAAUCUUUACAAACUAGAACAUUUGAUUAUUUCAGCUGCAAAAAUAAUGAUUUUGAUGAAUUUAAUCGCAUAGUUGUUGCAAAAAUGAUGGCAAAUAAAAAACCGAAAGACACUUCUAAUUUUAAGAAAUUACCAAGUUUAAGUCAUCUUGCACUUUUUUCUUUAAUUGAUAAAAAUGUACAUUUUAGGAGACAAGAUCUGAGCCUAUCUAUACUUAGAUGUUUUGAUAACCUUUAUCGUUGUGCGGCUUGUCAUAAAUUGAUGAUAACUGAUGGUGGCGGCCGUUACCAACUUAGCUUUGUUAAAACAAAAUGUUUUAUGCAAACUGAGAUGGUGAACUGGGAGUAUUUCAAAUGUGAUUAUAAAUGUAUUGAUUAUGACAAUCCACUCCCUUUCUUUCUUAGAGAAGAUAUAAGAUUAGCGUUACAGCGUUAAUAACUAAUUUUACUUAAUUUGGUCACUUAUUCUUUUAAUGGUAGUUAUAUUUUAUGUCUAAGUUUAAAUAUUUAUAUAAAAUUUUAA
This is a messenger RNA of Sipha flava (yellow sugarcane aphid), 1794 nucleotides long. RefSeq lists its product as uncharacterized. The record is from RefSeq and is a predicted model, not a curated record. Gene Ontology annotation, molecular function: protein binding. Bases 457 to 1707 code for a protein of 416 amino acids. NCBI's taxonomy places the organism in Eukaryota, Metazoa, Arthropoda, Insecta, Hemiptera, Aphididae. The transcript is spliced from 2 exons.